Messenger RNA from Staurois parvus, 281 nucleotides. The record is from the annotation of a GenBank genome assembly. NCBI's taxonomy places the organism in Eukaryota, Metazoa, Chordata, Amphibia, Anura, Ranidae.
UAUGUAAACAAUACAGUUCUUUCCCUGUCAGCUCCUGCAUACUGCUUUGUAUGGCUCUGCAUAGCACAGCACACAGUAAAACAGCACACACAGAGUAAUGCAAACCAGCAUGAUUACACAGUAAAACAGCACACAGUUAACCCUUUGAUCACCCCUCAUGUUAACCCCUUUCUGCCCAGUGUCAGUGCUUCUUAUUAGCACUGAUCACUGUAUUAGUGUCACUGGGGAUGUCAGUGGCAGUUAGUCAGUCCCCCCCCCCCGUGUCAGAAGCCCGCCGCAGU